Molecule: messenger RNA, 2403 nt
Organism: Cadophora gregata
Lineage: Eukaryota; Fungi; Ascomycota; Leotiomycetes; Helotiales; Ploettnerulaceae
Exons: 3
Coding region: 531-1967 (478 amino acids)
Source: RefSeq, a predicted model, not a curated record
UCUGUGCGGUCCCGAGACGCUUGCUUGCGUGAGAUCUUCAUCCCGAUCUCCAUCGAUAUCUAAGUUUUCACUCCGUCAGCUUUCGGUCAAAUCGGGCAUGCGGCUUUGCCAUCACUCUCAGCGGCUCCACUGCGGGAUGCCGUACAAGUGCGCCUGUAAAACGUGGUGAACGGGCACAGCACGGCAGAAUGUGGAGUAAAAACAGCCCUGUGGCCCAGGUGGGUGCAUGCUAUCUGCCCGCAUUCGUUGCAUGAGAGCUACAAGACUUGGGCUUUCCUGCAACAAAGAGACUUGUGAUAGCUUCGCUACACAUUUUUCGCGCUGACCGACCGGUCGCGUAAAGCCAAUCCAUGUUCAAAGUGGUUUGUGGAGUGGGCAAGUUCCCGGGGAGGGUGAAGAAAUGCAUCCCAGCAUCGGCUCUUUUUGAAGCUCUUUCCUUCCAGGUUUACAUUUUCUGCCAAUUUCUGAGCUCCAUUCUCUCUAUACUAAUAAGAGUAUAUCAUUGAUUUCUUCCAUCAGAUCGGUUCAAUAUGUUGACAGAAUCAGUUGCUUUUGCUUCGCCCAGAUCAUGGCAGGACAUCAGAGAUGCAAAGAAAGCGGAGCAAGCUGCACGGAUUCCGGUCGAAUGGAGGCUGACAGAGUUUCCUCUUGCUGGAACAAUCGACGUACGGCCUGUUGCUAGUACAUGCGGGAUUCUGUCUGGACGAGAAUUGAAGAUUACAGGGAAUUCAUACGACGCGACAUCCUUGGCUUCAGCCAUCGCGAAUGGCAUUUAUUCUGCGGAGGAGGUUGCCGUGGCUUUCUGCAAACGAGCUGCUGUUGGACACCAACUAUGUAAUAAUCUUACUGAAAUCAUGUUCCUGGAUGCGAUUGAUGAAGCCAAAAGGUUAGAUCAGUAUUUCCAAGAGACUGGCAAGACUGUGGGACCUCUGCAUGGCUUGCCGAUGACUUUCAAGGAAUGCUUUCAUAUCAAAGGCUACGAUUACUCUAAUGGGUACAUUUCGAAAGCUUUCAACCCGUCCUCAUCCACCACAUAUGUCAUCGAACUCGUGAAGGCAGCUGGAGCAGUUGUAAUUGCAAAGACAAACGUUCCACAGACAAUGUUGGUCGCGGAAGCUGAUAACAAUGUAUUUGGUCAAACAAAGAAUCCAGUAGUAUACCAUCUCACCUGCGGUGGAAGUAGUGGGGGAGAAGGCUCGAAUAUGGCUUUCCGAGGGUCUGCAAUUGGAGUCGGUACCGAUGUUGGGGGAUCAGUCCGUAUUCCUGCUGCGGCAAACGGUGUUUAUGGAUUCAAACCGACUUGUGGACUAUUGCCGUUUCAUGGCUAUGCAGCAUCAGGUUAUACUGGAGUGAAUACUGGCAUCUCUGCCACGCUUGGGCCACUCGCUCAAUCCGUUCGUGACCUUGCACUCUUCACACGCGUCGUACGAGAUGCAAAGCCCUGGUGUGUUGAUCCCGCGGUUGUGCCACAAGUUUUCGAGCAGGGGAUGAUAUCUCGCAAACCCGUCGUGGGUGUGAUUUCUAGUAGCGGACUCACUCCUCAUCCACCUCUGAGACGAGCCCUUCAAGAUGCUGCGAUGAAGUUGAAAGCUGCUGGUUUCAAUGUGAAAGAAUUUGUUCCACCAAAUUUGACCAGUAUUCGUGAGGUGACUGCGGAACUCUUCACUCUGGACGGUCUUUCGUACCAAAAGGACACUUUAGCAGAAUCAGGCGAACCUCCGGUUCAGGCAGUGCUAGAUAUUGGUUUCUGGAACAUGCCGCGGAAAUCUCAAGAGGAGACUUGGGCAUUGAAUACCAGAAGAUUCGGCUUUUGCAAACAGAUGUUGGAUCGUUGGCAAGAGGCAGAGAUCGAUGUUGUGCUGUGUCCGGCUGGACCUCAUACGCCUGUGCUCCCUGGCCAAUGGAACAAUGAUACUUAUACCGUUGCUUGGAAUGCUGUUGAUGUAAGUUGGUCGAUCGCUUUAUAAUCUAACUCACGAUUUUUAGUACCCUUCCGUUAUAAUCCCUUUCACUACCGCAGAUCCGAUACUUGACCCGAAGGAUACCAACUUCGUCGCACUCAGUGAAAUAGACACCAUCAACGAAACAAAAUGUGCGGUCUUCUCCUCGUUCUUUUCGUUCCUAAAUUGACAAUUCCAGAUGACCCUGAACUUCUCGCCGGAGCUCCUGCUAGCCUUCAAAUCGUGGCACAAAAAUGGGGAGAUGAACAGUUGUUGGCAGAUGUUGAGGUCAUUGACCAAAUAUUGAAUGGCAAGCCUUCUGGUGAAACUGCGUCGUCUUCAGGAGUUCCCAAAUUGUGAUGGGACUUGUGUUUUUGUACAUACCCCAUGCUUGUUCCAGCGCCUACCCGGAUACUAAAACAAUGUCAUGAUCUACUCAAAUAGCUUCUUUUUUGGUUCGAAC